AUGGGUGUCUGUGCCUCCUGCCUCGGUGGCAAUCGCCAUGAGUCUCCUGAGGUGAGUCCCGAGACUGCUAUCGACAUGUUGCUGCAUUACCUCGGCUUAAUGCGCGGAACAUGGGGUGAUCGUCAAGGACCAUUUUCUAACCUCCUCACUCUCAAGCCCGAGUCUUCACGUCUACUAGAAGAAGACCCUUAUCAAGCGGGGUAUGGCUACGGAGCGCUCAAUCAUGCCCAACAAGCCAGUCAGCCGGAUCCGGAAUACGUGAGGCGGGAAAGAGAGGCUUUGGAAUCCAUUUGUCAACGCACGUCGGACUCGGUCAUCGAUAUCUGGUCCCUCCAGCCACAACCACACCUUCAACCUCAAGCGACCCUCCAUACACCUAUCUCUGCAUCCCCCGCCCCGUCACAAAAGACCGACGGAACAACACCCGUCACAUCUACCCACCGCACAUCGCCGCCAAGCAGACCGACCUCGGGCGCCGAAGGCGCUGUUCCGAAACACUGGGGCGAAGUCGUUGUCAACCCGAAUAAGAAGCGCUCCCGCUCCAACAUGAACACCGAUGCCAACGCCAAUCACGAUGUCUUCGGUGUCUUGAAUAUUAAAUAA
Molecule: messenger RNA, 603 nt
Organism: Penicillium brevicompactum
Lineage: Eukaryota; Fungi; Ascomycota; Eurotiomycetes; Eurotiales; Aspergillaceae
Product: LAMTOR1/MEH1 family protein
Exons: 2
Coding region: 1-603 (200 amino acids)
Biological process (GO): regulation of receptor recycling; lysosome organization; positive regulation of MAPK cascade
Cellular component (GO): Ragulator complex; late endosome membrane; membrane raft
Source: RefSeq, a predicted model, not a curated record